Molecule: messenger RNA, 963 nt
Organism: Jaculus jaculus (lesser Egyptian jerboa)
Lineage: Eukaryota; Metazoa; Chordata; Mammalia; Rodentia; Dipodidae
Product: NEDD4 family-interacting protein 2-like
Biological process (GO): metal ion transport; ubiquitin-dependent protein catabolic process; positive regulation of protein ubiquitination
Cellular component (GO): Golgi apparatus; endoplasmic reticulum; perinuclear region of cytoplasm
Molecular function (GO): WW domain binding
Source: RefSeq, a predicted model, not a curated record
AUGCGUUCUUUUGUCAGUCGCAGGGAUCCUCUUCAUAAUGAAGAGGACAACUCAGAGCCAUCUGCUGGAGAGCAGCCGUCUUCCUCCAGUGUAGCACCAGGUUCAGUGCAGGCGGCGCCUUCAGCACCAGCACCUGAAACUGACCCGUCCCCGCCACCUUACAGUAGCAUUACUGUGGAAGUCCCUACAACUUCAGAUCAGGAGGAAGAGUGUCCACCAAGAGAUGACUUCAGUGAUGCAGACCAGCGUAGAGUGGGCAAUGAUGGCAUGUUUAUGUUGGCAUUUUUCAUGGCGUUUAUCUUCAACUGGCUUGGGUUUUGCUUAUCCUUCUGCAUCACCAAUACCAUCGCUGGACAGUAUGGCGCCAUCUGUGGAUUUGGCCUUUCAUUGAUCAAGUGGAUCCUUAUCAUCAGGUUUUCUGAUUAUUUUGCUGGAUAUUUCAAUGGACAGUAUUGGCUGUGGUGGAUAUUUCUUGUACUUGGCCUGCUCCUUUUCCUCAGAGGAUUUGUUAAUUAUCUCAAAAUCAGAAACAUGUCUGAAAGUAUGGCAGCAGCUCAUAGAAUAAGAUAUUUCUACUUACUAUAGAGACUGCAUCAACCCAACAUUCCUUUCUUAUACCAAUGUGAAAUUUCCACAUCAUCUGUAAAUCGACAACUUUAGGAUAGAAGACUAUUAAUAACGGAAGAAAAAUUAGUAAAAGGUGGAGCUACAAAAUUAAGUGUCAGGGUGGUUUAACCUUAAAAGCCAUUUCUGUUAAGUCCUUAAUUAUUAGUAUUUUAUUUGUUUUGCACAUUUGCAUAUUCUUGAAAGAAACUGUCAAAUUGGAGCAGUAAAGUACAGUCAUGUUUGGUUAAUCAGUGUUUGAUAGAGUUGAAAGGGUGGAGUGGUGAAUAGUCUUCCAGCAUGUAAAUGCUUCUGACUCUACCAUUCGUAUAAUAAAAUUACACUAUUAAUCUUGUCAAA